Molecule: messenger RNA, 732 nt
Organism: Hyphopichia burtonii NRRL Y-1933
Lineage: Eukaryota; Fungi; Ascomycota; Pichiomycetes; Serinales; Debaryomycetaceae
Exons: 1
Coding region: 1-732 (243 amino acids)
Cellular component (GO): endomembrane system
Molecular function (GO): acyltransferase activity
Source: RefSeq, a predicted model, not a curated record
AUGGCAUAUUUAGCAAGAUGCUCCAAUAACUUUCAAAACGAAAAUAGUCUAAUUACUUUACCCAGGACUAACUUCUUUUCUUGGUUUUUGAUUUGGAGAGUUCCAACUUUAAGAAUUUUAUUCAACUUAUUGAAAAGUGAUGAAAAUUGGGAAUUAGAGAGCUCAUUGAGUCAAACGUUUUUCAAAAAAAUUAUGAAUAGUAAAAUUCCUGAAUGGAUAAUCUUAUUCCCCGAAGCCAACGUUUGGAACCCAGAGGAUUGCCGUUUGCAUCAAAAACAGUGUGAAAAGUACUAUUUACCCGUAUUGCAAAAUCUUCUUUACCCAAGGUUCUCUGGGUUUUACAAUGCCAUAUCUUCGUUAAAUAAUAAACAGAAUAACAAAAUAUCAACAAUUUACGAUGUGACAAUUUUUUAUCUGAAAAAACCUAGAAUAUCAGCUACAGAAUCCAAGGAAUAUGGCAGCUCAUUCGCUUCGCCUACGCUUUUGAAAAUCUUCUCAAGUGAAGAUGAAAUCGAGGUGAAGAUUCACGUAAAAUCCAAAUUGAUUAUGAGAGUGCCUACAAAGCGUAAAAGAUUGGAAAGAUGGCUUGAACACUGCUGGGUCGAGAAAGAUAAGUUUAUCACUAACGAGUAUUUAUCCCACCAAAUCGAGCCAAUAGUUUCUACUUCCUUAAUAGAUAAACCAAUUACCUCAUUGUUAACUUCUCCUUCAACCAACGAAAUAAGUAAAUAA